CCCUUAGGGGCGAACGGUAUAACUUGCUCUCCAUGAUACCAAAAACCGAGGGCUGGGCACCAUCUGUCUGGGGAUCCUACUCUACGCAUUUUCGUACAACACAUGUUGCUUCAUUCGUUUGUCGACUUUGUUCUGCGCAUGUUUUGAGCCUACAGCGGCAAGAUGCCGACCAUAUCAUUUCCUCAGUUCCAACGGUUACAAUCAUUUGUCUGGCUUCUCACUGUCGUUCCCCUCUUCUUUCUCUUCGUCCUCUGGAGCAAUCUCGACCACGACUAUCUGUCCAACACUCUGUCAAGUUGGCAACUCAACACGACCCGCAUCUUGCGGUUUCCUGGGCAUAAUGUUCCUCUUCCCGAUCCAUUGAAAAUAUGGAUCCUCGAGUCGACCGGAAGUCACGAUGAGGUUAGGGCCGCCCUUGUCCAUUCAUUUGGCGGCAUCGAGCAUGGAGAAAUAACCAUGUUCCGUUUGAUGGAACGCUGGAAUAUCACCGACAUCAUGGACAACUACACCAUGGAAGCACCCGUCCAGUCAAUCAGGGGCAGCCAGUCUUUAAAGCACGCCGUGCACAACCUAUCCCUCCCGCAUGUAAUCGUCUCCACAACAUGCGAAGCCGAUCUCAAAAACGAAGCGGAGGCAUUGCGAUACCUGCUGGCCAAUUCGAGCGCCCACCUCUUCUGCACGUUUCACCAUGCCGACCGUUGGGUCAAGGGCGCACACGUAGAGCACGCCCGCGAGUGGGUGGAAAAGGGCCGCAUCGACUUUGUCGGCCUUAGCAAGCACACUGUGGACUUCUUUGUGAAAAACACCGCCUCGCAAUGGGACUCGCGAACGCCCUUCAAGGCACGCGCAUAUCCACCAGUGUUUCCCGUCCAGCUGGCUGAACCGGAGACCGGCACAGUACACCUCGCCAUGCAGGGAGACUACAGCCCACAUCGUCGCAAUUACAGGAGCAUUUUCCGGGAACUCGACAAGGUCAUCACCAAGGUGGAGGAGUUUGGUGACAAUGAAACCGUCGGCUUGCGUCUUCUUGGGCAUGGCAAAAAGCCCAAGGUGCCCAAAAAGAUCAAAAAGAAUGUCCAUUUCGACGAGCGCCUGACGUACCCGGACUUUUACUCGCUACUAUCGACCUCGUUUGCCGUUCUUCCUGCCUUUGCGUCUUCGGGUUACUUGGACCGUAAAGCAUCGUCCACAAUUCCAGCUGCUUUGAUCGCUGGCGCGCCGGUCCUGGCCAGCGAGCAAAUCCUUGCCGCCUACACCUAUCUGCCUAGGGAGGCAGUGUGGAUGGUGAAGCCAGGGGAGACUGAGAUGACGGCUAUGGCAAGGUUGGUGGGCCACAGGAGUGAGUACCUCAGAAAGAGGGAGGCUUCUCGGAGGGCCGCAAUAGACAUAAUGGAGGCGAACCGACGAAAUGUCAGAAAGUGGGUUGCCGAGGCGUCGUGGAAGGCGAACUGGGUUGAAACUCCCUGAAAAAGCAAGUUCUAUGCAUCCUGUUAUAUACGAUAUACAAGAAAGUAAUGAAACAAGACGGCAACCAAAAAUUUGGGAUGCCAUACGAUGUCAAAUGCAACCAAAAUCUAUCAAAGAUCUACACUAAACGCGCCUGCUGGCCAUAGCAGUGCAACCAAUAACAGUCGUGGUCUUU
Messenger RNA from Exophiala viscosa, 1642 nucleotides. RefSeq lists its product as uncharacterized. The coding region runs from base 163 to 1467 and encodes 434 amino acids. NCBI's taxonomy places the organism in Eukaryota, Fungi, Ascomycota, Eurotiomycetes, Chaetothyriales, Herpotrichiellaceae. The record is from RefSeq and is a predicted model, not a curated record. The transcript has a single exon.